Molecule: messenger RNA, 717 nt
Organism: Cokeromyces recurvatus
Lineage: Eukaryota; Fungi; Mucoromycota; Mucoromycetes; Mucorales; Mucoraceae
Product: S-adenosyl-L-methionine-dependent methyltransferase
Exons: 5
Coding region: 75-716 (213 amino acids)
Cellular component (GO): eRF1 methyltransferase complex
Molecular function (GO): protein methyltransferase activity; S-adenosylmethionine-dependent methyltransferase activity
Source: RefSeq, a predicted model, not a curated record
UUUUUUUUUUUUUUUAAUGUUGUCAUUUUUUUUUUAUUUUUUUUUAUUUUAUUGUCAUUAUUUUUUUUGCAUACAUGAUACCUACACCAGACUUGUCGCAUAUAAAGAAAAAUGACUUUGAUAAAGUAUAUGAGCCGGCAGAGGACACAUUCUUGUUACUAGAUGCAUUAGAAGAAGAUGACAGAUUGAUCAAAUCACUUAAGCCUUGUAUUUGUCUUGAAAUCGGAUCUGGAUCUGGAUGCGUCAUAACCUUGUUAUCCAAGAUUGUAGGAGAGCAUAAUGCCUUAUUUUUAACUACGGACAUCAACGAUUUUGCUUGUAAAAUAACUAAAGAAACUGGAUUAAAAAAUAAUGUAAAUAUUGAAUCUAUUCGAACUUCACUUGUUAAUGGACUUUUGCCUCGUUUAAAGAAUUCGAUUGACAUACUUUGUUUCAAUCCUCCUUAUGUCGUCACGACACAUGAAGAAGUUGGAAGUACAGGGAUUGAAGCAUCUUGGGCUGGUGGUAUCGAUGGUAGAGAAGUCAUUGAUCAAUUACUACCUUAUAUUAAAGAUCUUUUAUCUCCAAAAGGCAUAUUUUACUUGUUAUUAAUUAAUGAAAAUAAGCCUGAACAAGUUAUAAAUAUCAUGAAAAAUACAUAUAACAUGAAAGCAGAAAUUAGGAUGCAACGUCGCGCUGGAAGAGAGAGACAAUUUAUUAUAAAAAUACAGCAUUAAU